Molecule: messenger RNA, 3734 nt
Organism: Pangasianodon hypophthalmus (striped catfish)
Lineage: Eukaryota; Metazoa; Chordata; Actinopteri; Siluriformes; Pangasiidae
Gene: prmt8a
Product: protein arginine N-methyltransferase 8-B
Exons: 10
Coding region: 854-2086 (410 amino acids)
Biological process (GO): peptidyl-arginine methylation
Cellular component (GO): plasma membrane
Molecular function (GO): protein-arginine N-methyltransferase activity
Source: RefSeq, a predicted model, not a curated record
CGCGCGCGCGCUCCGCACUCAGCUGUUCAGAUGGCGAGAUGAAAGCGGCUCUCAUUGGCUCUCCUUGACUCUCUGAGCUCUUCAUCUAAAGGAAUCCAACUAAUUUGUCCUUCAGGAUUAGACAAGAAGGUAGAUCACACACCGACAUGCAGGGCUAAAAUGAGAUUUUCUGCCUGAAAGCCUGGCUGUAACACCGCGGUCUGGACAUUUAGUUUUUCGUUUGUUUGUUUUUUGCUUUUUUUGUGAGCAAAACUUUCCGUUGAAAAAAAAAAAAUGCGACUCUGAACCAAAGAGUAGGUUCAUUAUUUAAAAUCCUGAGCUCCUGAGAUCAGGAAAGACAUCUGUUAGAAGAGGAGACAUGAAGGGCAUUGUGUAUCGCCGGCUGAAACUUGUGCUUUCCUCUGCAUUUGCAUGCUUUCCUCGUGUAAAAUGAAGCUUUUUGCACAUUUCCACAGGAGCUCUGUGUUACUGGGCUGUGUAAAUGAAUAUCACUUGAAACACCGUGCAGUUUCCAUCGCACUAACAGCCCGCUCUACAGGAGCAGACACAUGACAGUGUUAGUGGUGCUUUCUCUCAUGUUAAUGCUGCUUUCUCACAUUUGAACAAGAGACACACAGACAAGUCGUAAAGCGUCCAGCAGUGUGGAUAUCUCUCUCCUAACUUUUACUAUGGAUUCAACAAAGCCUUCGAGUUUUCAGGUUUUCUCUGGGACUUCAUACUGGUCCGGGUUUUCAAUUUGACCUCAUUUUUAGCUCCACAUUGCACUCUUACUACAUUUCAGAGGACUUGUGUCAUUCAUUUAAGAUAUCAGAGCAUACAGUUGAGUCUAGCUGAGCACAUCCCGGUGGCUCUUAUGGGAAUGAAACACUCCUCCCGCUGUUUGCUCCUACGGAGGAAAAUGGCGGAGCCGGACAGCCCUGAGCAGCAGCCCCUCAGCUCAGCACGAUCUCAGUCAGUGCAACCUUCUCCUUUGCCUAAACCAGUGACCUCGGUCAACCAUGCCCCACGGCCUACACACCCCUCACACAACGCACACACUCCCCACGCAGCAUCCCUGCCCAACUGCCCCGGCCGAGGCAAGAUGGCCAAGUUCCUCAAUCCAGAAGAGAUGACAUCCAGAGACUACUACUUUGAUUCCUAUGCUCACUUCGGCAUCCAUGAGGAAAUGCUGAAAGAUGAGGUCAGGACACUGACCUACAGGAACUCCAUGUACCACAACAAACAUGUCUUCAAGGACAAGAUUGUGCUCGAUGUAGGGAGUGGUACUGGCAUUCUGUCCAUGUUUGCUGCCAAGGCCGGUGCCAAGCACGUGUACGGGAUUGAAUGUUCCAGUAUAUCAGAGUACUCUGAGAAAAUCAUCAAAGCCAAUCACCUGGACCAUGUUAUCACCAUCUUUAAAGGAAAGGUAGAGGAGACGGAGCUGCCAGUGGACCAGGUGGACAUCAUUAUUUCAGAAUGGAUGGGCUACUGCCUUUUCUAUGAGUCCAUGCUCAAUACUGUCAUCUUUGCCAGAGACAAGUGGCUGAAACCUGGUGGCCUGAUGUUUCCAGACCGAGCUGCUCUCUAUGUUGUGGCCAUCGAGGACAGGCAGUACAAGGACUUCAAGAUUCAUUGGUGGGAGAAUGUCUAUGGCUUUGACAUGACCUGCAUCAGAAAUGUAGCAAUGAAAGAGCCACUGGUUGAUAUUGUGGACCCAAAGCAAGUGGUGACCAAUGCGUGCCUCAUCAAAGAGGUGGACAUCUACACAGUGCAGCCAGAGGACCUGUCCUUCACUUCAACCAUCUGCCUGCAGAUCCAGAGGAACGACUAUGUCCACGCACUCGUCACCUACUUCAACAUCGAGUUCACCAAGUGUCACAAAAAGACCGGCUUCUCCACAGCACCGGAUUCUCCGUACACGCAUUGGAAGCAGACAGUUUUUUACCUCGAGGAGUAUCUGACUGUGAAGAAGGGAGAAGAGAUUGUAGGCAGUAUCACCAUGAGGCCCAAUGAAAAUAAUGUGCGUGAUUUGGACUUCACGUUUGAGCUGGAUUUUAAGGGUCAGCUGUGUGAAGCUGACAUCUCUCAUGACUAUAAGAUGCGUUAAGCGUCCAGCAGGGGGCGAGAAAGUGCCCGAGUACCACCAUGGCGACUGAGGAAGUGGCACUUCCCCACCCGCAGUGCCAGAAACCGGCACAGAGGCUGAGUGCUUAAUGACCUAGGCCACGACUCUGCUCGUCUUUGAGAGAUGUGCUAAUAUUUCUGGAGCUGAGUGCCUCUCUGAGCAAUAGCAGCCUUGCCAUGGCCAAUAACAGCGUGCACUAGUCCAACAUUUCUAUGACUGUUCACAAGGCAACUUUGAAUGUACUGCUAAUCAAGCUCAAGAAUGUUACUAUCCUCAUGAAUGUGAAGAGUCAGUUUACAGUUUCUUUUGGAAAAGAGUCAGUGGAACAUUAAAUUUUGGUUCUAGUGAGAGUCUAAAGACAAAGAAGUUAGUUCAUUUUAGCUGUAUUUUAGUUUGUGAUGUAAAAUCAAGACAGUAUGUUAGGCCAUUUUACUAUAAGCACUAAUCUACUGCACUACAAUAGAGUAUUUUACCAGAAUUAGAUGUGCAAUCCAGCGGCACACACUCUAAUGCUGAACCCUCAAAUUUAAGGGUUUAUUUUUUAUAGUAUUGUUCAAGAAAAUUCACUACACUAGCUAGUAAACAUAUUUAGCUGAAUUACAAGUAAUGAUAGCACAUUUAUUAACUUUACUUUCUAUUGUGCAGUAUGUAGUGUCUGUGAAGGUGUCUUGUUCCUCAGUGUCAAUAUUUAUUUUAUAAUGUAAAGAUUGUUACAUAUCCAAAUACAUCUACCAACAGAUCAGGGAAAGAAAAAUGGACAGAGAACAAGAACACACCGGAGUGGGAUCAUGCAGAAGUCUCUUUCAGUACAGCAGGAUGUGUGUGUGUGUAUUCACCUAUGCUCUUACUGAACUCGUCACCUAGGUACCUCCUGACGGCCUGUCCUGCUUCAAUCCAAAGAUAUUCUGUUUUAAAUGAUAUGGUAAUUAACUGACAUUCAUUAUAUUCACUUUCACCAAAAACCUGCUAUGAUAAAGAGUCUAAAGAAGAAAAGAUCUUAAAACAUUCUGAUGUGAUUUAAGCAAAAAAAAAAAAAAAAAAAAAAAAAGGUUUUUCCUCUUGAAUAAUGUUUUAAAAGAGAUAAUAGAGAUGUAGAUGUAUGAACGCAUAUAUUAGGAAAAACAGGAGUUUAGGAACAUUUCAUUUAUGGAAGCCCAUCAUCUUGAAAUCAAUUGUGUGUAAUGUAAUAAUACAUAUCCAACCAACCAAACAAACAAAAAAACCCUACAGAAACUGUGUAAACCAUGUAAUGACCACUAGAAGGCAGGAAAAGCACAGUGUCUGAAUACAGUGGCCUACCAAUAAAGUGACAGUUUAAUUAUGUUUUGCAGAUGACAGCUUUCUUUGAAGGGAAUUUUGCUUUCUUUAAUGAAUUUAAUGAGUAAUGCACAUUGAUAAUGUUGCAUGGUAAAUUAAAAAAGGCAGCACAUUCAUAUCAGUGAACUCUAUCAAAAUCACAGCUAUCAGAGGUUUUGUUUGUUUUUCAGCUAAUUUCUUUCCAGCAAAAUUCUAGCUGAUGCAUGUUUGGAGGCACUAAACUGUUUAAUUUUACAAUGAUUAAUACUAUUUUUGUUCACCUUUAUUUACUGGACGUUCUGCCAGGAAGCACAGAACCCAAUGUUUAAAUAUU